Messenger RNA from Penicillium nucicola, 1380 nucleotides. RefSeq names its product cation diffusion facilitator family transporter. Lineage: Eukaryota; Fungi; Ascomycota; Eurotiomycetes; Eurotiales; Aspergillaceae. Gene Ontology annotation, biological process: monoatomic cation transport; transmembrane transport. The record is from RefSeq and is a predicted model, not a curated record. Bases 1 to 1380 code for a protein of 459 amino acids. Gene Ontology annotation, molecular function: monoatomic cation transmembrane transporter activity. The transcript has 2 exons. Gene Ontology annotation, cellular component: membrane.
AUGGAGGAACAUAUUCGCCAGAGUCUUUCCAACCACCCGAAUGUCUUUCAGGGGUUACAUCACACCAGUAGCUCGCCAUCUCAGCGCGACAGGAUGGCCCACUCCAACGAAGCGACUUCUACCGCUCUAGAGCACGAGCUGACAGUGCUGCAACACCACCGCAGUGGCAGUGCAAGCGACGAAGAAGGCCAACCCCCGCCGCGCUAUACCCCGGAGAACGAUCCCUUCCAGCUAGCAUCGAAGCUAAAGACCGACGAGGAAAUCCAACAGAUCCAGGCCAACACCUCCAGGAAACGUGAUUCCGCUAAUGCGUCCAAAGGCCGGAAGGUUGCGGCUCUGGUGAAAGACACUGGUCGUCUUGGCAGACAAGCUUUCGUCACCAAGAAGCUGCGGGGCUUCUACGAAUCUCAGAAUGAGAAUAUCGAGCGCAUGCUGAAGCCCGUUGAGGAGCACCGCCGUGCCGCUCGCGAAUUGAACGUCGAUAAUCGUCUGAAAUAUCGCAUUGCUGUGUACGGCAGUUUUGCCGCCAAUGUCAUCCUCUCUGUCGUCCAGGUCUACGGUGCCGUUUCCUCCGGGUCGCUGUCUCUCUUCACAACUAUGGCUGAUGCCGUCUUCGAUCCUAUGUCCAACCUUACCCUUCUCCUUUGCAACAAGGCUGUCAACCGCGUCGAUCCGCGCAAGUUCCCGGCUGGAAAAGCGCGUAUCGAAACCGCUGGCAAUAUCUGUUUCUGCUUCCUCAUGACCGCUGUCUCAUUUAUUCUGAUUGCAUUCUCAAUCCGUGAACUGGUAGUUGGCUCCGAGGAAGAAACGCAGUCUUUCCAUCUGCCCUCCAUCAUUGCCGUUGCCGUUGCCUUUGCCACAAAACUUACCUUGUUCCUGUACUGCUGGGCUCUACGGAAUCAGGUUUCGCAGAUUCGCAUUCUGUGGGAAGACCACCGCAACGAUCUGUUCAUCAACGGCUUCGGUAUCUUGACCUCCGUUGGCGGCAGUAAGCUGCGCUGGUGGGUCGACCCAAUGGGUGCUAUUAUUUUGUCCACCUUGGUUAGUGUUCUGUGGUUGCACUCUGCCUACGGCGAAUUCCAGCUACUGGUUGGUGUCACUGCCGACACCAAGAUGCAGCAGCUCAUUACUUAUAUCUCAAUGACCCAUUCUCCUCUCAUCACCGCCAUCGACACCGUCCGCGCCUACACUUCUGGGCCCCGUCUUCUCGUCGAAGUCGACGUUGUCAUGGAACCCAACGAGUCCCUGCGCGCUACCCACGAUGUCGCCGAGGAACUACAGAUCAAGCUUGAGUCCCUCCCCGACGUGGAACGUGCUUAUGUACACGUUGAUUAUGAAACCACACACAAGCCAGAGCAUUUCCUGAAGAAAGAGCUUUGA